Messenger RNA from Penicillium malachiteum, 684 nucleotides. RefSeq names its product oxidoreductase CipA. The record is from RefSeq and is a predicted model, not a curated record. Bases 1 to 684 code for a protein of 227 amino acids. The transcript is spliced from 3 exons. NCBI's taxonomy places the organism in Eukaryota, Fungi, Ascomycota, Eurotiomycetes, Eurotiales, Aspergillaceae.
AUGUCCAUUCAAAAAGCUGCUGUCGCCGGAGGAGCUGGAAACCUCGGCCCUACCAUACUCAAGGCCUUCGUCGAUGCUAACUUUGCAGUGACUCUCCUCAGCAGAAGCUCCUCUCACAGUGUAUUCGACUACGCCUCCCUCGAAUCACUGACUGCCACGCUGACCGGCCAAGAUGCCGUCGUUAAUGUACUCGCCUCCAAAAUAAUCCCUAUUGAAGUCCAUCUCCAACUCAUCGAGGCCGCUCACAAAUCCGGUGUUAAACGCUUCCUUCCAUCUGAGUAUGGAUACGACACUUCACAUUCUCUUACCGCGAAGCUCCCCAUCUUCUGCAACGACAAAGUGGCUGUGGUAAAACGAUUGAAAGAGAUCUCAAAACAAGACAGCACCUUCACAUUUACACCUAUUGUAGCUGGGCCAUUCUUUGACUGGUCCAUCCAGAAGAAUCUCAUCGUCAACCUUGUCGGUCCCUUAUCUCCAAUUUACAAUGGUGGAGAUAUAUUCUUCAGCACGUGUACCCUUUCAGGUAUCGGACGUACCUUUGUCGGUGCUCUGGAGCACCCCGAAGAUACCAAAAACCGACAUUUCUAUAUCGCUUCUGCGAUCGUCACGCAGAACCAGCUUAUUGAGUGGGCAGGAAAGUCGGACCCAGUUGCAGCGAGAAUUCGUACAAACGGCGGAUCUUGA